Messenger RNA from Triticum aestivum (bread wheat), 492 nucleotides. RefSeq lists its product as uncharacterized. NCBI's taxonomy places the organism in Eukaryota, Viridiplantae, Streptophyta, Magnoliopsida, Poales, Poaceae. The record is from RefSeq and is a predicted model, not a curated record. The coding region runs from base 132 to 473 and encodes 113 amino acids. The transcript is spliced from 3 exons.
AGCCCCCGGGCAAACCCUAGCCCCCACUCACCCCCUCCCUCGCUCGUUCUCUCUCCCGCACGCAACAGAGCCGUCCGCCGCCACGACCGUCGCCGUUCUCGCGGUCACCAUCGUCCCCGGGCCUCGCGAAGAUGUCCGGAGGCGCGCCUCCGUCGUCUACGUCGACCACCGUGGUCGGUUCGAGCAAGACCGUCCCGGGCAGACCGGAUCGAGUCACUACAUCCCCGUCAAUCACCGCCGUCGGCCGCCUCGAUUCAUCGCCGUCCUGCACUUCUAAGCCUCCGAAGAGCCUCCAUGAGCUCCGUCGACCCCGUGGCGGCUGCCGAUGCCGCUAUGUUCGACUACUUCACCGACGACCCUCCUUGUCUAAGCAACCAGAUGGUGGAGCCCAGGAUCCAGAUGACCCCACCGAUGACUGCUACUACCCCGAGGGUGCCUACUACCACGUGGAGACCGCCGACAACCAGGAGUAGUUAGGAGGCUCCCAGGCAG